CCAGCAGCUGAGGCGGGGCCAGAGCGAUUAAAGGGAGGGAGGGCGUGGUGGGGAGGCCACAGAGGCCCGGCGGGCGGGAGCCAUGGCUGCCUUCCUGCAGCUGAGGGGCGACGUGAAGAUGCCCGUCGUGGGGCUGGGCACCUGGCAGGCUCCUCCAGGAAAGGUGGCAGAGGCAGUGAAGUUUGCGAUUGACGUUGGAUACCGCCACUUCGACUGUGCUUACUUGUACAAGAAUGAGAGUGAGAUUGGGGAUGGGAUCCAGCAAAAAAUCAGGGAAGGAGCUGUGAAACGGGAAGACCUUUUUAUUGUCAGUAAGCUGUGGUGCACAUUUCAUGAGAGAUCCGUGGUCAAGGGAGCAUGCCAGAAAGCCCUUGCUGACCUGAAACUGGAUUACCUGGACCUCUACCUUAUCCAUUUUCCUAUGGGUUUCAAGGCUGGUGAGGAGAGUCAUCCAAUGGAUGACAAAGGUAUGGUUAUCCCCAGUAACACGGAUAUUCUGGACACAUGGGAGGCUAUGGAAGAGUUGGUAGAUGCAGGUCUGGUGAAAACCAUUGGGAUCUCCAACUUCAACCAUGAACAGAUUGAAAGACUCUUGAACAAGCCUGGGUUAAAAUAUAAGCCUGUAAAUAACCAGAUUGAAUGUCAUCCGUAUCUCACCCAGGAAAAGCUGAUUAAGUAUUGUCAAUCCAAAGGAAUCACUGUGACUGCGUACAGUCCCCUUGGCUCCCCUAGUAGACCAUGGGCCAAACCAGAGGACCCUACUCUUCUGGAAGAUCCCAAGAUUAAAAAGAUUGCAGUUAAACACAACAAAACUUCUGCUCAGGUUUUGAUCCGAUUUCACAUUCAGAGGAAUGUGGCUGUCAUUCCAAAGUCGGACAAACCACAUCAUAUUGAGGAGAACUUCAAGGUGUUUGAUUUUGAACUGACUCAAGAAGAGAUGGAAUCAAUCCUCAGCUUCAACAGGAACUGGAGAGCUGUUACUGUGCUCCCGGCUGUCAAUCACAAGGACUACCCAUUCAAAGCGGAUUACUGAAACUGUAGUAGCCAAACACGGAAGAAAUACCAGAGUGAAAGACUCUUCUUUUCUGUAGUUCUUUUUUUCUUUUCUGCCCAUUGUGGUAUUUUUUUAAACAAACUUAGAUACUUGACAGAAGAAAUCUUUUGUUUUUAGGGGGGGUUGUUGUUGUUUUUUUCAGGAGGGGGAGGGGGAGCAUUGUUGAAAAGGCAGUUCAACAGAAUGCAUCCAAAGGGGCUAGAGUUGCCUAUUGCCGAGCUGGUUAGCACGAAUCAUUUCUAGGCUAAAACUAAAUAACAUAAUUUCCUUCUUUUUCAUUCCAUUUAUUUAUCUGUUUGUGUGACUAAGUCGAAGCUGAGCUAUAUAACUAAGGUCACUAGUUAUUCAGAGGGGUAAAGGAGAGAGGUACCAACAUAUCACUGCCCAAGUGUCAAUAGACAUUGUAUUAACUUCAUAACUCUCCAUGCAGUUGUGAGUGCUCUGUCAAGUAAUUACAGUGUGAAUCUCUAAUGUAUGAGUCCUUAAAUAAUUCAGAAUACAAGUAUUUGAAUAAUUGCUGUACAGUUCAGUGUAUUAAACACAGUGCUUCAGUUGUUUUAUGGA
Messenger RNA from Gavialis gangeticus (Gharial), 1618 nucleotides. Its product is annotated as aldose reductase-like. The transcript is spliced from 10 exons. The record is from RefSeq and is a predicted model, not a curated record. Lineage: Eukaryota; Metazoa; Chordata; Crocodylia; Gavialidae. Gene Ontology annotation, cellular component: cytosol. Gene Ontology annotation, molecular function: aldose reductase (NADPH) activity. The coding region runs from base 83 to 1033 and encodes 316 amino acids.